Molecule: messenger RNA, 747 nt
Organism: Leptosia nina
Lineage: Eukaryota; Metazoa; Arthropoda; Insecta; Lepidoptera; Pieridae
Source: the annotation of a GenBank genome assembly
AUGAUGGAAGAAGGGGUUUCUAUUAAAAAUGAAGAAAAAGGUUUUGAUAUUAAACAAGAAAAUUUGGAAACCAUAAAAUUCGAAUUUGACUCUGGAAGUGAAGAUAGCAGUAAAGGUGGCAGCGGUGGAUAUCAGCGUUGGGCGCCUAAUUUGAACGGAAUAAGGAAAAGUGCAUUCACGCCGUAUAAAUCCGUGCAGUGCACGGCGCUAACCAAUUUGCAGAGAGGUAACACGCAGGCGCGAGUACCGGAGCUGCCUCAGCCCGAUUGUAGCUUUCACGCGAAGGCUGGUCGCGGCGAGAUAUCCCGCGAGGACGUGAAACUGGAGCAGUAUGUCGAUAUCACGGAUGAGCACGGCCUCACCGCCCUGCACUGGGCAGCUAGCUAUGGCCAAUUAAACAGCUGCCAGGACCUUGUGUGGUGUGGUGCUAAUGUCAACAUGCGAGGUCCUGAAGGUGAAACAGCAUUACACCUGGCAGCAGCAGGGGGCCACCAUGAAGUUGUAAAACUCCUCUUGAGUGAAGGUGCUGAUGCUGAUAUUCAAGAUGAUUCUGGUAGUACGGCUCUAAUGUACGCGGCAGCUGCCGACUUCCCUUAUACCUGCAAUGAGCUCCUCAUCCGUGGAGCUGAUCUCACACUCACCAACGAUUACGAUCAAGAUGCUUACACACUGACUACAACCAAUAAUUGCAAGUUAGCACAAACUGUGAUAGAAAACUUCUUGAUUGGCUGCCUCAGUAAAGUGUGA